This is a messenger RNA of Desarmillaria tabescens, 1993 nucleotides long. RefSeq lists its product as uncharacterized. The transcript is spliced from 7 exons. NCBI's taxonomy places the organism in Eukaryota, Fungi, Basidiomycota, Agaricomycetes, Agaricales, Physalacriaceae. The record is from RefSeq and is a predicted model, not a curated record. Bases 89 to 1870 code for a protein of 593 amino acids.
AAAGCUCCAAUAGGAACAGCUUCAUAUCUCCAGAUAAAAGGGACCUUCUUAAGGAUCGUCAUCUCAUCUUCACCCCCGUGUCGCCUCCAUGAACUCGAAAAAUAUGACCGUGAUAUCGGGUGCUACAAAGACUUCCAAUCACCAGAAAGCCAGACCUGUUUUGUCUCAGGAGCAUUAUCUUCCUACACCUUUAAGUACAAAUAUGAUUAUAGCUCCUUCAGCGCAGCCUCUGCCUUUCAUACCCCCAUCUAUCUUCAACUUUGGAUCGGAGGCGGCGGAAUAUCGUACUAACGCGGCUCUUCCAAAUAUCAUGACACCCUCCUCUACUUUCAUACCAGACCAUACGCGAGCAUCUACUCUCAGCACUUCGAGUACCACUUUCCGGGUGGCGGGAGAGCUCCAAAGGUUGGACGAUGUCCAGUUGUCCCUCCGAAACGACAACUUCGGUACGAGACCUCUUGCUGCAGGCAAUUUCAUGGUUGAUCCAAACGAUGCCACGGAUGCCAUAUUGACCAUGUUCAAUACUCCAUUCGACGUAGAAGAAUGUGGAACAACCCAGACAGCCCUACAAGGCCUUCCAGGUGGGAUGACCCCCGUAUCGGCUCUCCGUGGAGAAUACAGCAUGGCGGGAAUAGACCUUCAGUCCAAUGGGCUAGUGGGUGAAAAUAACAUGACUGUACCUGCUACCGUUUGGUUGGAAGGUUGCGAUAAGGCGGGGACUGGGGUAACGUUUCAAUACAGUUACCCCGAGACGAUCUCAUUUCCCCCAAAGCAAGCCAGCGCGGACGUGAAGGCUAUCUCGACUAAAUUCAAUAAAAAUUUCAAACAUCAUAACUACCUUCCAGACAUCCAGCUGGUUUCGUCAGAUUCUGUUCUCUUCGAAGUUCAUUAUCGCGAAAUCAUCAUUGCAUCUACGAAUGCAUUUAACAAACUCUUGGAACAUCACACGCCUUGCGUUUCCGUCCAGGAGACUUCUGAAAUGCUCAAUAUCAUUUUGCACGCGAUAUACGGUAUAUCAUGCUCUCAAUUUCGACACACCAUCGAUCAUCUCAUAACUGCUGUCCGCCUCUUUCCUAAAUACGGCCUGGAACCCAAAGCUUUUGUCUCACCUUCAUCGCCGCUCUUCGACGUUAUUCGUUUCCAGAUGCCGCUCUCACCACUAGAAGUUUACGUCGUUGCCUCGAAUUAUGGUCUCGAGGAACUUGCAACCGCCGCAUCAAGUCAUCUACUUUCCUUCAAAAUUGGCACGAUGAGCACUGAGAUGGCGCAACUCAUAAAUCCUGUAUAUCUCAAGCGCCUCUUUGACCUCCAAACAACUCGUGUCAAUACAUUAAAGCGUGCGCUGUCUAUACCCCCGGCCCACCACUCCGCUACUCCGACGUGUGACUUCAUAGCUCAGAAGUCUUUGACUCGGGCGUGGGCGUUGUGUGCAGCAUAUUUGGGGUGCAGUGCUAAUGCUGGUUUGUUGCUAUAUGCUUCCCGUCGAUCUCGAACUCAUAGCGAUGUGUUUCAAGGAAUUACGGCUAGCAGGAUUGAGAAUGUGUUUCGGGCCUUCGCAGAUAGGUACCUUUCAUGCGACGAAUGCAAAGGCUGCCUUAAAGGCUCGCCUAAAAAGUAUCAUUCUCGAAUGGUCAGAGAUGAAGCGAACCAUUUAAUUGAUGGAAUGUGCUGCCGGAGCCAUCUAACAUCUUUCUACCUGAAAAAUACUAAUACAAUGCUUUCACGCUGUGGCGCUAGUGUUAUGGAUGUCGGGGUCUUUUCCAACUUGAGCACGAGUCAACACAUGCCUGCUCUCGGCCUUCUCGGCCUUGACCUCGGCCUACCGGUAUUUUCUCUUAUUUUCUCUUACUUUCUCUAUUCUUCUUGCUGAUACUAGAAUACUACGGAACAUUGUAGAAUUAUAAUGACUCACUGCCUUACUAGUAGUAUAUAAAUAUUGUCUUUACUGUUGUAUUAGGAUCUCUUAAGCUAAUUUACUCAUCUUCAAAGUCCA